AUGCAAACUGACUUCCGUGAGUCUGCUUUUAGUCUUCAAACCAAAGAAAGUUAUGAUGGCCAAUGUGAUGAGAUUGAACAAGCCCCAAAUGAGAACAUAAGGAAGGAUCUUCAGACCACUUAUGGAAUUAAUAAGAGAAGUAUACUUUGCCAGCUCCCCACCUUUGAUGUGACGAAACAGCUUCCCCAAGACACCAUGCACACAUUAUUGGAAGGAACUGUUCAAUAUGAAAUUCGUCUAGUUCUACUCCAUUACGUCCAAUCGGGUACAACCACUUUGUCACAAAUCAAUGGUGCAAUUACCAGUCAUAGAUAUGGCUAUUCUGAGAUUAGUGACAAACCAGAUCCUCUCAGAGAAACUGUAUUCUUUGGCGAUGAGCGAUACAAGCUUAAAUACAAGGUUGCACAAGCAAGAAUGUUUCUGAGAUUAUUGCCAUUCAUCAUUGGUCCUUUGGUCGAUUCAGAAGAUCCAUACUACCUAUUCUUGGUGGAGCUUAUCCAUAUUGUUCAACUGGUUUUUUCCCCAGUUAUAAAGAUUGGCACUAUCCACUACUUGAAGCAGAUAAUUGAUGAGCACCUUUCUAAUUUCAAGAAGCUGUUUCCCAAUUCAAAUAUAUUGCCGAAACAUCACUAUUUGGUCCACAUCCCAUCUACUAUCCAGCAACUGGGGCCAAUGGUUCGUUCUGCUUGUUUUAGUUUCAAGUCUGCCCACAGUUACUUUAAAGUGGUAGCUAGAAAGCAGAAUUUUAAGAACUUGCCACUGUCUCUCGCUAAACGUAACCAGUUUAAAGAAUGCUGCAACUUUCGUGAUUCUAGUGAAAGCCCAAGCUCUCACCCACUGUCCUCAAGUGAAAAGUUAGAGUUUUAAAGAAAGUGGAUGCAGAAAGUUGUCAAUUCCUUCAGGAAAAAUUUGAUGUCUCUAGCUUGCUACCUGGUAUUAGUUUAGCUAAUGCUUGCAAAGUGAGUUGGGUGGAGCUUUAUGGAACCAAGUACAAGAAUGCGGAUGUACUUGCAGUUGAUGCCCAUGGAGAUCCCAUUUUUCCUGUGUUUGGUGUCAUAUCAAUGCAUAUGGUCAGUGAACAAUUACGUUUAUUUCGAAGUGGAGUUGCUGCAAGCUGUCUGUUUUGACUACCUUCACUAGGCCUACCAGGUGACAAAGCUUGAUGGUGGAGAGAGUUGUGGAAGGGUUUUCUCGUACGAAAGCAUAGUGGAUUAUAAUGUUUUCCAUAUCAAGAAAGACCAUUAUGGUAACCAGUAUGUUCCAGUUAAAUAUGACAUUGAUGAUCUUAUGGAAGACCAUGUGGAAGGAAGAAAUCCUCUGAUGACAUAA
This is a messenger RNA of Paramuricea clavata, 1329 nucleotides long. NCBI's taxonomy places the organism in Eukaryota, Metazoa, Cnidaria, Anthozoa, Malacalcyonacea, Plexauridae. The record is from the annotation of a GenBank genome assembly.